AUUCUCUUCCGCUUACCUGGCAACACUGAGCACAGUUAGUCACGUACUCACGUAUUACUGCAAUUGCAUUUAGUUAUUUGUUAUUUUAGUUACAAGUUACAACAUCAACGCAAGAUGCCCAAGCAAACAUCUAACCGUUCAGAGGAAGUAAAUAAGAAAAAGAUGGGUCGACAUCGCCAGCGUCGACGCCAACCAAAAAAGAAAAGAAUGGAAGCAACGCGAAACACAGUUAAAUCGUAUGAACCGGUUCAGUUUCGGCCCGAGUGUGCUUGGCGGAAGACACUUGGCCAGAUACCAGGUGCAUCGAUGCAGCCGACAAAGGCAAGGCGAGGUCUUCAACAUAUCACCGCGAAUCAGGUCCAAUUAGCACAUGAAUCAGCUGUUGAGGGUACAAUAGCAAAUUUUGAUGGCUGGUCGACCAACAACGUAGACGCAGGCCAUAAACAUGAGUCUCUUGAAGCGGUUGGGCAAACAUUUUCAGAACUCCAAAACAAGAAGCAGAGAGCCAACCAAUUGAAAGGUGUAAAUAGGAUGAAGGUGAAGCAACAGCGUCGGUGGCAGCUUAAAAACAAAAGAACCAAGAAAGCAAUUCAGCAAGCUCAGCUUCAGACUCUAUUGGAAGUAUUAGAACAUGAAUUCGUCGCGAAAACUCCUACUUCUGAUGCCCGGGUGGACCAGGAAUCGUCGAAUCUUAAAGCAGCGGAUAAUGAAAACGUCGCAUCACAAAAAUGCAACAUACCAAGACCAAAAGACAUCGCAUUAAUGCCACCUGAAUUGCAAGAAGACCCGACUAUAUGGAAAUAUUGGAAAAAACGGAAGUACCUUUUCACCAGGUUUGACGAGGGCAUCAAAUUAGAUAAUGAAAGCUGGUACAGCGUAACGCCUGAACCUAUUGCAAGGAUGAUUGCAGAGAGGCGUCAAUAUGAUUACAUUAUGGAUCCUUUUUGUGGCGCUGGCGGCAACACUAUACAAUUCGCAAAAACUUGUGGAAAAAAAGUUCUAGCCAUUGACAUAGACCCGAAAAAGGUAGAAAUGGCUCGCCACAAUUCCACAAUAUAUGGGGUGGAGGAUCGGAUUCAGUUCUUCGUCGGGGAUUUUUUUGAAAUAGCCAAAUUGACGCCUUUCCUGAAAGCUGACAUGGUCUUUUUAAGCCCACCGUGGGGUGGUCCCAACUAUGUAAAGGAUAAACCCUUUGACAUAGAGACGCUUGCACCCCGUCCGGCAUCGGAGUUAGUGAGAGUGGCUCGGAACAUCAGCUCUUCAGUCGCUUUGUACCUACCCCGAAAUUCUAAUAGAGACCAGAUCCAAUCGCUAGCUGACGAAAACGAUAUUGUGGAAAUACAGGAAAUGAUGGGAGGAUCUAAGGGACAAGGAAAAAGUUUUCAGGCUAUAGUCGUGUAUUACACUUUUUGUAAUGAUCCCGUUGCGCCACAGAUGGUGGUUUGAUUUCUGUCUUUUGGUCCUCAGAUUAGUUACUUAGAAUACUAUGUUUUUUAUUUAUUUUCUUUAUUAUAAAGAUAUACUGGAUAUGAGUAAGGUAAACAAAAAACUAAUUUUAUAAAUGUAUUUGUGUACCUACCGUAAAACCACCCAACUAUAGUCCAAUACUGCAACUAUGGUCCACAAGUUCAAAAGGAAAUUAAGUAUCUAUACCAAUGUUCCUUGUGGUUUACUCCUAGUUUUACCUUCCAUUUAUAAACAUACUAUGCCUUAGAACUACAAAAAUAUAGUAAAAUACACACCUGAACGAGAAAAAUUGAGUUUAUUUGUGGACCAUAGUUGGGAGCUUUAGACUAUAGUUGGGUGGUUUUACGGUAAUAAAUAU
This is a messenger RNA of Cydia pomonella (codling moth), 1825 nucleotides long. RefSeq names its product trimethylguanosine synthase-like. Gene Ontology annotation, biological process: 7-methylguanosine cap hypermethylation; 7-methylguanosine RNA capping. The coding region runs from base 115 to 1446 and encodes 443 amino acids. Gene Ontology annotation, molecular function: RNA cap trimethylguanosine synthase activity. The record is from RefSeq and is a predicted model, not a curated record. Lineage: Eukaryota; Metazoa; Arthropoda; Insecta; Lepidoptera; Tortricidae. The transcript has 10 exons. Gene Ontology annotation, cellular component: nucleus.